Panicum virgatum (switchgrass) is the source of this 649-nucleotide messenger RNA. RefSeq lists its product as uncharacterized. Bases 213 to 470 code for a protein of 85 amino acids. Lineage: Eukaryota; Viridiplantae; Streptophyta; Magnoliopsida; Poales; Poaceae. The record is from RefSeq and is a predicted model, not a curated record. The transcript has a single exon.
CUAUCGGAGGAGAAGGGGAAGCCCCCGGUAUGCUGGGAAACCAGCGCCCGCCGCCGCCUGUUUCGCCGGCGCUCCACCAAGUAUAUAACCCACCUACCCCACCCGAUCGUCUCUCAAAUCUCAGCAACACAGCAUCACAGACUCCAGCGACCAGGGAGUGAUCUCUCGAGACAGGCAAGUGCUAAGCUAAGCUCCAAGGAAGGAAGGAGGACAUGGCGGCGGCGGCGGCGGCGAAGGCAUCGUGGAUGGUGGCGAUGAGCGUGGGCGCCGUGGAGGCGCUCAAGGACCAGGCGGGCCUCUGCCGCUGGAACUACGCGCUGGGAUCCGUCCAUCGGGCCGCCAAGGCCAACGUCCCCAGCUUCGCGCAGGCCAAGAAGCUGGCCCCGGCGGCGGAGAGGAGGCAGCCGGACAAGACGGAGGAGGGCAUGAGGACGGUCAUGUACCUCAGCUGCUGCUGGGGACCUAAUUGAAUUAUGGAUGGAUAGGAUAGGUCCUCUGUUUCUACUUCCAGCAACCGAGCUUGGCUUGAGAGUUGAGACCUCGCUGGCCGGUUGCUCCUCCUGAUUGUAACAUACCAUGAUGAUGAUGAAAACUUUUGCCAUUUUAUUCGAUCGAAUAUAUGAAUGUGCAUGCUUCUGCUAUUGUGCUU